This is a messenger RNA of Spinacia oleracea (spinach), 1807 nucleotides long. RefSeq lists its product as uncharacterized. Gene Ontology annotation, biological process: response to abscisic acid. The transcript is spliced from 4 exons. Bases 94 to 1425 code for a protein of 443 amino acids. The record is from RefSeq and is a predicted model, not a curated record. NCBI's taxonomy places the organism in Eukaryota, Viridiplantae, Streptophyta, Magnoliopsida, Caryophyllales, Amaranthaceae.
UAUUUUCGUACAUAUUUAACUCUUACCAAAAUGUCGGAAAUCAUUAACUUCUGGACAUAAAAUUAACUUACCAUUUUGUUGUUGUUCAAAAAUAUGGCUGAAGUGGAUGACAUGCAACAAAAUGGAGGAACAACCAAAACUGUAGAACAAGUUCUUCACUCUAAGAAUCCAACACCUUGGAAUAAAUCAUCGGUGAUAGGAAGGGUUCAUAAUCAAGAACAUGACCACUUGCACCUUGGAAAGAAAUUAUCUAUUCUUGCCAAAGUAAAAGAGAAGGCUAAAAAAUGGCGACAAACUAUAGUAAAAAAGAAAUAUGGACGGGAUGGUAAUCAUACACCUUCGUGGGGUGUUGUUGCCUUGGAAGAUUAUGAAGUUGCAGAAGAACCUAAGGAUCUUGGAUGUCUAGCAAAUGAAUCACAAGAUACACCCAAGGGCUCCAAAGAAACUAUCGGCCAACUUCAAAGAGCAGGUCUAUUGAUAUCUGAUGGUCAGGUGGGACACAAGCUUCCUACAAUGAUAAGGAGGACAACUAGACAUGCUUUGGGUAAAAGCCACUCCGAAAAUCUAGGAGGGAACUCAUCAUUAGCUGGAGUGACAAUUGAUGAGGCUCCUCGUGCCCUGAGCUUAGGAAAUCAUUUAAGAGAAAGUCAUCCUAGUCCGAGUAAGUUCACACUCGAUACAAUGAUUGCCAAAAGGAAUUCCUUUAAGCAUAAAGAUAAGUUGUCUUAUCCUGAAAAGACAACAGAAACUAUGCUUACUGAAACAGAUGUCAUUAAGGAAAAGGAAGAGCAUUCUAGUAACAUGAAAUGCACUACUCAAAAUGUGAUUUCCGAAAACACUACUUUUGAGGCAAUAAAGGAUCCUUCAAGUCCCAAGAAGGACAAUGAAGAGGAGGGGGAAAGGCCUCAUAGUCUCACGAAGACCAUUGAAACUAGGGGUGCGGAAAACAUCUAUUCCACAAAAGAGCAAGAGCAACAAUAUCCAACUACCAAGAAGACCAUACCUAAAGCUACGUUUGAGAAGUUGGCACCAAAUUAUGCCAAUGUUACAGAAGAAACAUACAAUAUCACAUCAAAUAUCCAAAAAUUGUAUAUUUCAAGCCCUCGGAGCACUGGAGAUAAGCAUAUGUCGGACAAAGGUGUUUCAGUCAAAGAGUAUUUGAAAAUUAAGUUAGAGCCCGGGGAAGAUGAAAGGGCACUAUCUCAGGUAAUUACUGAAGUAAUUAGUCCUAGGAGGAGUCCCACUGAAAAGGGUGUUGUGGAGAAAGUAAAAACGGCUGUAACUAUGUUGCUUCAUACUGAUGAUCCAUCUGUCGCUUCAACAAAUAGUUCAGGGCCAUAUUCUAAGAUCCCAGCGUCCACCAAUUCUCAAGAAGUGCAUGCAGUUAAGGAAGAAAACCAAGGAAAGGUUCUACAAGCUAAUUAAAAAGUUCAUAUAUCUCUUCUUCUACGCACUCUCUCUUCUUUCGUGUGUGCGGAAGUUCGAAAAAUGAAUUAAACCGUGCAAAUAUUCCGCUCUUCAAAAUUUUGUUGCUAAUUCCAUAAUAUAUACCCAUGUUCUUCCACAACAUUACAGUUUUAGUUUCCCGGGAAUGUUUUUUCUUGCAAUGUAUGAGGUUUAAUCAAUUGUAAGGUAUUGCCAAAUACUCAUUUGAUGUUGUGCUUAAAGAUCUAUUGUAAGUGAUACUUGAAUUUUGAUCUGUAUUGUUUUAGUAUCUCUACAAUAGUUCAUGAAACCUUUACUAUCUCUAUUACUAUCACUACUAUGUAUUAUAACCUGUACUUUGUAAUAGAUUUGUAUUUUAUUA